AUGUCGCAACUGCAAUAUCUUGAGAUCGUCGACUUCGACCACAGCAUACUAGCAAGAUCCUUCAUACCUCUUGGUUCGCUCUCCCAGCUUAAAUCACUAAAGAUCGGCACCUCAUUCUUUGCUUACUGUUCGCUCGAGGAGAACCCUGAGGAUGAUCCCGACUUCGCACACGAAAUUUUCCUGAGCGUCGAUUCUUAUAACAUGUUCUCCGGACUUACUGCUCUGGAACAUUUGUCCAUCAGUGCACAUCAGUAUGGACACCCGGGACACCUUUGGAGGUCGAUCUCUGCGUAUUGCUCCAGACUUAGUUCUCUUGAAUUUGUGGGCGAGCUUGAUCUGUGGAGCCCUGCUCCCUUUGAUGCAGUCAAAUUCAACAGCCUCACAGACUUGACUAUCGAUGAACUCAGAGUCACGGAUAUGGCUGAUGAUUGGGCCGUAGAUCAUAUGGCUACGUGUCGGGCAAUAAGGGUAAUCGACAACUUUGCACCCAAGCUUCAGCGGCUACAAUGCACAACUAAGUCCUACAUCUCGCAGCAGAUAUGCACUGACUGGACAGAGGUUCACACUCCGGAAGACUUCUUUCAAGACCAAGACUAA
Messenger RNA from Aureobasidium musti, 597 nucleotides. The record is from the annotation of a GenBank genome assembly. Lineage: Eukaryota; Fungi; Ascomycota; Dothideomycetes; Dothideales; Saccotheciaceae.